Aethalodelphis obliquidens (Pacific white-sided dolphin) is the source of this 5576-nucleotide messenger RNA. RefSeq names its product neurexin-1-beta. The record is from RefSeq and is a predicted model, not a curated record. The transcript is spliced from 6 exons. Lineage: Eukaryota; Metazoa; Chordata; Mammalia; Artiodactyla; Delphinidae. The coding region runs from base 812 to 2143 and encodes 443 amino acids.
CUUUUCUUUUUUUCUUUUUCCUUUUCUUCCCCCCCCUUCCCUCCUUUGUGUGCUUCUGCUUUUCCCCAGCUCUUUUUCCCCCGUUCGAUCCCCGCUUCCUUCAUAAGGGUGGCACUCUUCCCUCUGAACCCCUCGCCGGGCGUAAGUGUCAGGAGGCGGCAGACGCGGAGAUUGCCUCGGGAGCAGGCGAUGCGCGCCGCUGCUCCGCGCGCUGCCCGGGGGAGGCUGGCGCAAGCGGGCGAGCCGGCCCGGGCUGAAUGGAGGGACGGGGCGCCUCGAGUCCAUGGGGUCUGCUUCUCCGUUGAAAGGAGGUUGGGCCGGCGAAGUGGCCUCCCCAGUCCCCCCACACAAUGCUAAAUGGAUUUACCUAGUGGAUUCGCGGUGGAUGGCUGUCAUGUAGAAGUGAGGACCCUCCGGGAGGAGCUUUAAACCAUUUCCCCGCUCCCCACCCCCCGGCACGCACUCUCGCCCGAAACUCUUUGGGAGUAUCUCUCGAGAACCUGGAGCCCCGGAAAUCUGGGAGCAGCCGCCCGCUCCGUGCUUGCUCUUCCCCGGGGCUGCCUUUUCGGACAAGCCCCCAUCAGCUGCAUUCACCUCGGCUAUGUUUCGGAUUCUUUGGGGUGCGAGGCACGGCGGACUCCAGGACCCCGAGAAGACUGUCCGAACGAGGGAGAGGAUGGGUGCCCUGACGCGGUGAGGCGGCCAGCCCGCAGCCCACCCUGAGCCGCCCGCUGUUCCCCGGCGCCCUCUCCCCUCACCGCGCCCCAAACUUUGCCUCCCGCGGCGGUUGCCCCUCGGCGGGCGCCCAGCCAUGUACCAGAGGAUGCUCCGGUGCGGCGCCGAGCUGGGCUCGCCCGGGGGCGGCGGCGGCGGCGGCAGUGGUGGCGGCGGCGCAGGGGGGCGCCUCGCCCUGCUCUGGAUAGUCCCGCUCACCCUCAGCGGCCUCCUAGGAAUGGCAUGGGGGGCGUCCAGUUUGGGAGCGCACCACAUCCACCAUUUCCAUGGCAGCAGCAAGCAGCAUUCAGUGCCUAUUGCAAUCUACAGGUCACCGGCAUCCUUGCGAGGUGGACACGCUGGGACAACGUAUAUCUUUAGCAAAGGUGGUGGACAAAUCACGUAUAAGUGGCCUCCUAAUGACCGGCCAAGUACACGAGCAGACAGACUGGCCAUAGGGUUUAGCACUGUUCAGAAAGAAGCUGUAUUGGUGCGAGUGGACAGUUCUUCUGGCCUGGGAGACUACCUAGAGCUGCAUAUACAUCAAGGAAAAAUCGGAGUUAAAUUUAAUGUUGGGACAGAUGACAUCGCCAUCGAAGAGUCCAAUGCAAUCAUUAACGAUGGGAAAUACCAUGUAGUCCGUUUCACGAGGAGUGGUGGCAAUGCCACGUUACAGGUGGACAGCUGGCCAGUGAUUGAGCGCUACCCUGCAGGGCGUCAGCUCACAAUCUUCAAUAGCCAAGCAACCAUAAUAAUUGGCGGGAAAGAGCAGGGCCAGCCCUUCCAGGGUCAGCUCUCUGGGCUUUACUACAAUGGCUUGAAAGUUCUGAAUAUGGCAGCCGAAAAUGAUGCCAACAUCGCCAUAGUGGGAAAUGUGAGACUGGUUGGUGAAGUGCCUUCCUCUAUGACAACUGAGUCGACAGCCACUGCCAUGCAGUCAGAGAUGUCCACGUCAAUUAUGGAGACCACCACGACCCUGGCUACUAGCACAGCCAGAAGAGGAAAGCCCCCUACAAAAGAACCCAUUAGCCAGACCACAGAUGACAUCCUUGUGGCCUCAGCGGAGUGUCCCAGCGAUGACGAGGACAUUGACCCCUGUGAGCCGAGCUCAGGUGGGUUAGCCAACCCAACCCGGGCAGGCGGGAGAGAGCCAUACCCAGGCUCAGCAGAAGUGAUUCGGGAGUCCAGCAGCACCACGGGCAUGGUUGUGGGGAUCGUAGCCGCUGCCGCCCUGUGCAUCCUCAUCCUCCUCUACGCCAUGUACAAAUACAGAAACCGGGAUGAAGGCUCAUACCACGUGGAUGAGAGUCGAAACUACAUCAGUAACUCAGCACAGUCCAAUGGGGCUGUAGUAAAGGAGAAACAACCCAGCAGUGCGAAAAGCGCCAACAAAAACAAGAAAAACAAGGAUAAAGAGUAUUACGUCUGAUCCCAAGAUCUGAAAAGGACCCUUGUAUAGAAAUAGUCUUCAUUUUAUCUGAGACAUAAUAUAAACUUAUUUACUUUCCUUUUUAUGAAGCACAUAAAAAAGAAGACAGGGAAUGCAAUCAGGAAGGAAAGACUGUUUUUAAAAAAUAAAAACAAAGUAUCUCAUGCUCUUGUUUCUCCAAAAAAGAAAAAAAAAAAAAGCAGAGGUCAAUAAAUUCCCUAACAUCCACAGUGUUUUAAUUUACUCUGCCUGUCUUUAUGUUGCUGGAACAUUUCUAAAAGACAGUGGUGAUCGCACGCAUUCAUAAAGCAAAGGAGUAUUACAACAUCGGGAGGCACAACACAAAAACAACACAAAACACAACACAGAAAAAGAAGCUACCUGUGAUCCCGGAUUUAGCCAAAGUGCUAGCACUUUCCCGAGAAGUCAAUUAGUCUGAUUGCCAGAGAAGACUGUCAUUUUGAGUGACUCGACCUGCAAACCUUUUCAGAGUUCGUCACCUGGCACAACUGGAGCAGUGGCUGGAACUUGCACUUGAAACAAAGUGCUGGCUUUUUUGAAGACUUGUGUAGGAACACAUUCAAAAAGCCCCCUUCUGGUUGUGAGGGCAAAAAAACAAAGUAUGGAGGCCUUAUUUUCAACAAUGUGAAAGAUAAGGCACAUUUUCACACUAAAAUUUCAAAACAGAAAGAAAAAAACAAGAGGGUAUAGAUGCAAUCAUUGGGAAAUUUUCAUGCACGCUUAAUAUGUUAUUACAUGUGUUUAUAUAAAAUCCAUCUCUCUGUGCUUUCUGGACUGUGAUAAGUGACGUUUUAUAGCCUGUUGUAUAGAAAAUGCAAAAUAUAUCUCUGCUCUUCAGCCAUUUUUGGUAAAUUCAAUGUUAUAAGUGUUGCUAACUAUAGGGAGUUUUAUGACAUCAGAUCAACAAUUAUUUCAGGGUUUUCUUUUUUUGCCACCAUUAUAAAUUGCCACAAUUACUUACUUUUUUAAAAAAAAUUUACAAUGUAGUGUUUAUUCUAAGGAAGAUAUGUAUGAAUGUAUAUAAAAAGACUCAGCUACUUUUUUUUCCUUACAUGUACAGCCUUCAUUCUGUUGCAGUUAAGUUUUAGUAUUUGUAUGAAAGGUGUGAUUUAGAAGGUAAACUAUAUACAUAUAAUCUUCUCUGCUCCCCCAAAUACUCACAUUUCCCACAUACAUUCCUCAUUCACGAUCACAAAUCUGCGCACGCACACACACCCACACACACGCACACACACGCACACACAAAUCCAGAGGAAUCCAUCAGAUAGGAUGGAAGACCCAGACGUACAUGUAAUAGCAAAUAUUUACUGACAAGUUGAAAAGCAGAAAGGAAGAUCAUUGUGCCAACAUAUUGAUGACAAAUGGGGUGAUUUGCUUCAUUGAGAUCAUGCUCCCAGGAAACCUCCAGAUUUUAGUCCCUAAUGAAAUGGAACCUUUCCUUAUCAAAUAGACCAUCGAUGGUAUAUUGCUGCAUGAAUAUGAACCAUUAGGUGGGCAGGUAUGGAAGCAAAAUUGGUUGAUCUACACCUUAACCCUGGCUGCUGCAAAUGAAAACCUUUUGUCCAAUAAAAUUAUAUAUAUAUAUAUAUAUAUAUAUAUAUAUAUAGUCUCUGAACCUGACGUGCAUGAUAAACAUUUUUGGAAAGUAAACACUUUCUCAACUAAGAAAGUAUUUUCAGUAAUUUUUGAUUCUGUACUACUACCCAUUUAAGAAAAUCAUUAUUUGUUGAUUAUAGACUAUAAUUUAACUUUUCUGGUUUUACAUAUAUAUCAUUAAAUAUAGUUUUAGUUUAACACACAUUAAGUAGUAGAAAUGUAUAGAUUAUUCACUUGUUUUUGCAUAUUGUUUCAAUGAUGUUCAUAGCAAUAAAUUAUUAGUAUGAGAAGGAAAUGCAAUAUUAGAUUGGAAGGUGAUGCCUCAGUAAAAAUUGGUCGCAUUACUUUAACAUCUCCUAAAAGAAUGAUAUUAGAUUUCAUGGAAGAGAAGAAUACUUUUACAAUUAGCUUUAAUCAGAAAAGGCAAAAAAUGCAAAACAUCUUCUGUGAUACUUCAGUUGAUGAAAAAAGCCAAGACGUGGCCUGGAUUUCAGACAUACAGCACCUUAGAUAUAUGUAUAAUUCAUAGCAAAUCACCACCAUCUAUGGUUGCCAAGUAAUUGCUGUAUAUGAAAUGUCUUAAAGGGUUUUCAUGACCCAGAACGUAGAGGUAUAAAACUAAAAUUUAUUAUCCAUUACUUGUGUUUCAGAUUUUCUUCUUUUUUAAUUUGCCAGGUUAAAGGAUUCAUAAGUAGUUGUUGUUUUCCUCUCAUCCAGUCUUACUCAGGGAGAGCCAGUGAAAUAGAAGGUAAAUAUAAAACCACUCAUUUACAUCUUGAGGUUUAAAAAAAAAAUGGUUGCUUUUCCAUUUGAUCUACUGAACUUGAACUAGUUUCCAUCUGGGAAGAUUCUAAAUUGUGAUAGAAAAUAACUUAAAUAAUGGUAUUUUUAAGCAGUAUAUCUCUGAAGCAUGUUGUUUGGAACUGAUUUCAGUGUUUCUUUCCAGCAUAAAUUUUAAACUUUCGUGCAAUAUUGUCGGUAAAAAUAUUUCUAAUGUUAUUGGCCUACACAAAAUCUAGCAUUUUUUUUUUCUUUUUUUCUUCUUUCUUUCUUUGUAAAUGUGGAAAGAAAAGAGAGGAACACGAGCUAGGGAGAGAAAAGAUAUGAAUAAAAUCCCAAGUAUCUUCAUACCAAAUGUAUCAGGGUUCCAUGCAUAGUUGGCAGUUAAUAGAGGAUUUAACACUACCUGGCAUAAAUUUGAUUACAUCUCUAGACUGUAACUUUUCUGAUUGAAUAUGCUUCUUUUUUAUCCAUGUAAUGUGUUGCCUUUAAAAAAAAAAAUACUACAAUAAUGUGUGAGGUGGUCAAUCCCUAAGAUAUCAAAGAAAGGCCACAUGACCCUACCCUUCUAGUGCUUUGUGUGAUUGGGUACCUAAGGGUUUUGUUUUGUUUUGUUCUUCUGUUGCAAGGCCAACUUAUCCAUUAUUGGAAAUGCUAAGCAAGUGGAAUUUACUGUUUUGUUAAUAAAAUAUUUCUUAAUACAACUGUGGAUUUAUUGAUUUUUUAAAAGUAAUUGCAACACCCUUUGGGGACAAAGUGGCACCAUAAGGAAGACUGCAUUUGAAAGGAAAACCCAUCCUUAGACAAGCAGAGGAAGAAUACCAACUCUGUUUUCUGGAUUUUAGUAUUCAUUAAGCACCUCUACAUUGAUACACUUAAAGAUACAGCCACUAAAUGUACUUUUGUUUACAUCUGUUCAUCUUACUAUGUGUGAAACCACGAACUCAUACAUGAACAUGCUGAUUUCAUAAAUAUGGUUUUCUCUAUAAAAAGCAAUGUAAUUCAGGUUAAGUAAAUUUGUGAUUAAAUUUACCUA